AUGGCCGAUGAGGAGGAGCGCAUUAAAGCUGAGAAGCUCGCCGCCGCCAAGAAAAGGGUAGCCCAGCUCCAGAAGCAAAAGAAGAAGGCCAGCAAGAAGGCCUCAACCGCUACAGAUACACCCAAAGAUGCCGAGACUCUUAAAGAAGUUGAAGCUACGCCAGAGCCUGCGGCUACCACGGAGACUACCCCUCCAGUAGAUACCCCCACCGAGGAGAAGCCGCAAGAAACUACGCCGGCAGAGACCACGACCCCAGAACAACCAGCAGAGCCCGAGCCAGAAUCGCAAGAAAGGCCAUCUGAACCGUCCGAACCCGUCGAGUCCCCUGUCGAGCCCAUGCCCCCCGCCCCCACCUCGCCUGAUCCAGAGACCGAGUCGCAGCCUGCACGUCUGGAUACCCCUCGCGCCGGGCACGGCCGCCAACCGUCCCUGUCGAUCCAGUCAAAGAUGCGCUCGUCGUCAUUCCGAAAGACCUCUAUAUCCCAGGGUAGCGCCCCAUCUCCAUCGGCUCCCAAGACCUCACCACAACCUCUACCCCCGUUGACAGGGGACGGUGAGUCCGUUCACGAAGUGUUCCGGAAGCAGUCGACGAAGAUCGAAGAAUUGGAGAAGGACAAUAAGAGGCUGGAGAAGGAGCUCUCAGAUGCGACGACUCGCUGGCGCAAGACGGAGGAUCAGUUGGAGGAUUUGCGGGAGGCUAGUGUGGACGGAGCAGAGUUGAGGGAGCAAUUGAAACAGGCUGAGGAGAAGGUGGCUAGUAUUGAGGCUUUGAAAGAGGAGAUUGCCUCGCUACAACGGCAAAACUCACAGCUCCAGUCCAGGUCACACCGCAAUAACGCUAGUAUUUCCGUGCCUGGGACGUCGGAAUCGCCGCCAGCAGAUCUUGUGCGCCAGUUAGAAUCCAAAUCCGCCACUAUUGAGGCUAUGGAACUGGAGAUCUCCAAUCUGCGCGCCCAGGUGACGUCGCAGACAUCUUCGAGCAGUGCGCACGAGACCCAGGUGGCUGCCCUCGAAGAGAAGCUAUCGGAGAGUCAGACCGCUCUCGAGAAGUCCCAGCGUGAGCUCAAUGACACGAAACAAGCUCUUACUCGCGCCUCGGAGAAAGCCGUCAAGGAAGGCGUGGACAAGACAUCUACCGAAACCCUGAUCAAAUCGCUGCAGCGCGAGGUCGAAGAGCUAAAGAGCGAAAAGGUCGAAGGAGAAAAGAAGAUAGAAACUCUGGACAAGAAACUCGUGGCCUUGAGCAACCUGCACAAAGAAUCAGAGUCCCGGCACCAGACCCGGCUGCGUGAGAGCGAAAAGGCAGAGAAAGAAACCGCAGUCCUGCGGAAGAAGCUCGCCAGCAUUGAAAAUGAGAACCUCCGCCUCCGCGAAGAGCGUGAUCGCAUGCGCAAGCGUGAUGCCGGUGGCGCAGACGACGAGGCCCUCGACGAACUCGAAGACGAAGAGCGCCAACGUCUUGAGCGCCGUAUUCGCGAAUUGGAAGGCGAGAACUUUGAUCUGCGUCGUGGUGUCUGGCAAGAGAAGCGCUCGGAGUUGGUUGGCCAGCAAUAUUCUGACGAGGGACUCGAGUCUGCGGGUGAUGCUGCGGCCAACGCCUUUGACGAUGUCGAUCUCGUUGGCGGUCGACCCGAUCACGCCCGCCGGAGGAGUAUGGCCUUGCAGCAGCAGCACUCAUCCUUCUCAGACGUAUUGUCUAGUGGCUUUGCCGCGUUCACGGGUGGAAACCGUGCUCGCGCCGGUUCAUCUAACCCACCGCAUCCAGCUACCCGCGGUAGUCUCGAGCUCCUGUCCGAAGAAAACCUGGAAGAUGAAUUCGACGAGGCAGAGUUUGCGCGCGCUCAGGCUGAAGAAGAGGCACGCAAGCGAGUGGAGUGGGUGCGUGAGAUCAAGCGUAAGCUCCGGGAUUGGCAGGGCUGGCGUCUGGAUCUGGUUGAUAGCCGGGCUGGGGCUGAGGGUCCUGGUUUGGCUUUGGGGCAGAUCUUUGAGGUUUGA
This is a messenger RNA of Penicillium cataractarum, 1995 nucleotides long. RefSeq lists its product as uncharacterized. The record is from RefSeq and is a predicted model, not a curated record. NCBI's taxonomy places the organism in Eukaryota, Fungi, Ascomycota, Eurotiomycetes, Eurotiales, Aspergillaceae. The transcript is spliced from 3 exons. The coding region runs from base 1 to 1995 and encodes 664 amino acids.